AUGGUGGGUGAAGGCCCCUACCUUAUCUCAGAUCUGGACCGGCGAGGCCAGCGGAGGUCUUUCUCUGAGAGAUAUGACCCCAGCCUGAAAACCAUGAUCCCAGUACGACCCUAUGCAAGGUUGGCUCCCAACCCAGUGGAUGAUGCAGGACUGCUGUCCUUUGCCAUGUUUUCCUGGCUCACACCAGUGAUGAUUCGAGGCUGCAAGCACACACUGACUGUGGACACCCUGCCCCCAUUGUCGCUGUAUGACUCAUCUGACACCAAUGCCAAAAGAUUUCGAAUUCUUUGGGAUGAAGAGGUAGAAAGGGUGGGUGCUGAGAAAGCUUCCCUGGUCCAAGUGGUCUGGAAAUUCCAGCGGACGCGGGUUUUGAUGGACAUCGUGGCCAACAUCCUGUGCAUCAUCAUGGCAGCCAUAGGACCGGUGAUUCUCAUUCACCAAAUCCUCCAGCAGACCGAGAACACCUCCAGGAAAGUCUGGGUUGGCAUCAGCUUGUGCAUUGCUCUUUUUGCCACCGAGUUUACCAAAGUCCUCUUUUGGGCCCUUGCCUGGGCCAUAAAUUACCGCACGGCGAUCCGGUUGAAGGUGGCUCUCUCCACCAUGGUUUUCGAAAACCUAGUGUCAUUCAAGACCCUGACACACAUCUCUGUUGGCGAGGUGCUCAAUAUACUAUCAAGUGAUAGUCAUUCCUUGUUUGAAGCUGCCUUGUUUUGUCCCCUGCCAGCCACCAUUCCUAUCCUAAUGGCCGUUUGUGCAGUAUAUGCCUUUUUCAUUCUGGGGCCCACAGCUCUCAUCGGAAUAUCCGUGUACAUCAUAUUCAUUCCCGUCCAGAUGUUUAUGGCUAAGCUCAAUUCAGCUUUCCGAAGAUCAGCAAUUUCAGUGACAGACAAGCGAGUUCAGACAAUGAAUGAGUUUCUGACUUGCAUCAAGCUGAUUAAAAUGUACGCCUGGGAGAAAUCCUUUACGAACACCAUUCGAGAUGUAAGAAAGAGGGAAAGGAAGUUAUUGGAAAAAGCUGGAUUUGUUCAAAGUGGAAAUUCAGCCCUGGCACCCAUUGUGUCCACCAUAGCCAUUGUCUUGACAUUCACCUGCCACAUCCUCCUGAGACACAAGCUCACUGCCCCUGUGGCAUUUAGUGUGAUUGCCAUGUUUAAUGUAAUGAAGUUUGCAAUUGCAAUCUUGCCUUUCUCAGUCAAAGCAAUGGCCGAAGCCAAAGUGUCUCUAAAGAGAAUGAAGAAAAUUCUCAUAAACAAAAGUCUCCCAUCUUACAUCACCCAACCAGAAGACCCAGAUACUGUCUUGCUUUUAGCAAAUGCCACCUUGACAUGGGAACAAGAAAUCAGCAGGAAAAGUGACCUAAAGAAAAUGAAGAACAAGAAAAGCCAUUUUCUCAAGAAGCACAGGGCAGAGACAUACAGUGAGUGCAGUUCACCAGCCCAGGGUAUUGUUGGCCCAGAAGAGCAAAGUGGAAGCCACAAAUGGGUUCUGCACAAUAUAAGCUUUGCGGUGAGAAAGGGGAAAGUCUUGGGAAUAUGUGGAAAUGUUGGAAGUGGAAAGAGCUCCCUCAUUGCAGCUCUCCUAGGACAGAUGCAGUUACAGGAAGGAGUUGUGGCAGUCAAUGGAACUUUGGCCUACGUUUCCCAGCAAGCAUGGAUCUUCCAUGGAAAUGUGAGAGAAAACAUAUUAUUUGGAGAAAAGUAUGAUCAUCAAAGGUAUCAGCACACAAUCCGUGUCUGUGGCCUCCAGAAAGACCUGAGCAGCCUCCCUUAUGGAGACCUGACAGAGAUUGGGGAGCGGGGCCUCAACCUCUCUGGGGGGCAGAGGCAGAGGAUCAACCUGGCCCGUGCUGUCUACUCAAACCAUGAGAUCUAUCUGCUGGAUGACCCUCUGUCGGCUGUGGAUGCCCAUGUGGGGAAGCAUGUCUUUGAAGAGUGCAUUAAGAAGAUGCUGCGGGGGAAGACCAUUGUCCUGGUGACCCACCAGUUACAGUUCCUGGAGUCUUGUGAUGAAGUCAUCUUGUUAGAGGAUGGAGAAAUCUGUGAAAGGGGAACCCACAUGAAGUUGAUGCAGGAGAGGGGGCACUAUGCAAAGCUGAUCCACAACCUCAGAGGGUUGCAAUUCAAGGAUCCUGAGCACAUUUAUAAUGCAGCGAUGGUGGAAGCCCUUAAGGAGAGCCCUGCUGAGAAAGAUGAAGACACUGGUACAAUAGUUUUGGCUCCAAGAGAUGAGAAAGGCGAAGGGAAAGAAUCUGAAACAGAUGCAGAAUUUGUAGAUAUAAAAGCUCCUGUGCAUCAGCUCGUCCAGAUCGAAUCCCCCCGGGAAGGGUCAGUGACCUGGAAAACGUAUCACACGUACAUUAAGGCUUCUGGAGGGUACCUCCUCUCUCUCUUUGCAGUGUCCCUCUUCCUCCUGAUGAUUGGCAGCUCCGCCUUCAGCAACUGGUGGCUGGGCCUCUGGUUAGACAAGGGCUCACAGAUAACCUGUGGGCCCCAGGGCAACAAGACUGUGUGUGAGAUUGGCAUGGUGCUGGCAGACAUGGGGGGACAUCUAUACCAGUGGGUGUACGUGGGGAGCAUGGUGUCCGUGCUGAUGUUCAGCGUUGCCAAAGGCUUCACCUUCACCAAGACCACACUGAUGGCAUCUUCCUCAUUACAUGACCGAGUGUUUGACAAGAUCUUAAAGAGCCCAAUGAGCUUCUUUGACACGAUUCCCACUGGCAGGCUAAUGAACCGUUUUUCCAAGGAUAUGGACGAACUGGAUGUUAGGCUGCCGUUUCAUGCCGAGAACUUCCUGCAGCAGUUUUUUAUGGUGGUGUUUAUCCUUGUGAUACUGGCUGCUGUGUUUCCUGCGGUCCUUUUAGUCCUGGCUGGCCUUGCUGUAGGCUUCAUCAUUCUCUUACGUGUGUUCCAUAGAGGAGUCCAGGAGCUCAAGAAGGUGGAGAACAUCAGCCGGUCACCCUGGUUCUCCCACAUCACUUCCUCCAUGCAGGGGCUGGGCAUCAUUCACGCCUACGACAAAAAGGAGAACUGCAUCAACAACCACCUCCUCUACUUUAACUGUGCUCUCAGGUGGUUUGCUCUGAGAAUGGAUAUCCUCAUGAACAUUGUUACCUUUAUUGUGGCCCUGUUGGUGACCCUGAGUUUCUCCUCAAUCAGUGCUUCAUCCAAAGGCUUAUCACUAUCUUACAUCAUCCAGCUAAGUGGACUGCUCCAGGUGUGUGCGCGAACGGGAACGGAGACCCAAGCCAAAUUCACCUCCGUGGAGCUGCUCAGGGAGUAUAUUUUGUCCUGUGUUCCUGAGUGCACUCACCCCCUCAAAGUGGAGACCUGUCCUAAGGACUGGCCGAGCCAUGGGGAGAUAACAUUCAAAGACUAUUGCAUGAGAUACAGAGACAACACUCCCCUUGUUCUCAAUGGGCUGAAUUUGAACAUCCAAAGUGGGCAGACGGUUGGGAUCGUCGGAAGAACUGGUUCUGGAAAGUCAUCGUUAGGAAUGGCCCUGUUUCGUCUGGUGGAGCCAGCCAGUGGGAUGAUCUUCAUUGAUGAGGUGGAUAUUUGCACCAUCGGUUUGGAAGACCUUAGAACCAAGUUGACUGUGAUCCCCCAGGAUCCUGUCCUGUUUGUAGGUACAGUAAGGUACAACUUGGAUCCCUUUGGUAGUCACACCGAUGAGAUGCUCUGGCAGGUUCUGGAGAGAACAUUCAUGAGAGACACAAUAAUGAAGCUCCCCGAAAAAUUACAGGCAGAAGUCACAGAAAAUGGAGAAAACUUCUCAGUGGGGGAACGUCAGCUGCUUUGUAUGGCUCGAGCGCUUCUUCGUAAUUCAAAAAUCAUACUCCUCGAUGAAGCCACUGCCUCCAUGGACUCCAAGACUGAUACCCUUGUUCAGAACACCAUCAAAGAUGCCUUCAAAGGCUGCACAGUGCUAACCAUUGCCCACCGCUUAAACACAGUUCUCAACUGUGACCUUGUCCUGGUCAUGGAAAAUGGGAAGGUGGCUGAGUUUGACAAGCCUGAAGUCCUUGCUGAGAAUCCAGAUUCCGUGUUUGCAAUGUUACUAGCAGCAGAAAACAAAGUUCGAUUGUAA
Molecule: messenger RNA, 4086 nt
Organism: Orycteropus afer afer
Lineage: Eukaryota; Metazoa; Chordata; Mammalia; Tubulidentata; Orycteropodidae
Source: RefSeq, a predicted model, not a curated record